Molecule: messenger RNA, 2427 nt
Organism: Ascoidea rubescens DSM 1968
Lineage: Eukaryota; Fungi; Ascomycota; Saccharomycetes; Ascoideales; Ascoideaceae
Gene: FZO1
Product: mitofusin
Exons: 1
Biological process (GO): mitochondrial fusion
Cellular component (GO): mitochondrial outer membrane
Molecular function (GO): GTPase activity; GTP binding
Source: RefSeq, a predicted model, not a curated record
CUCACAUCUCAAUUAUCUCAGCUCCAAUAUAAUGAGAAUCGGAUUGCCCUCGACAGAUCAAUAAAUGUCACCAUCGAAAUCUUGAAUGAUUUGAAAAUGGAGGUCAAAGAAAGACCAAUUCACUAUCCGGUAGAAUGUUUUACUCAACAUCAUGAUGAUUUGUUGAAUGAUAAUAAGUCACUCCGAGCACUUCAAAGACAUUCAAGCUUAGAUUUACCCAUAUCUGAGGAUCAUCUGCCUUCUUCAAGUCUUCCUAUCGCCAGUCUUAAUACUGUCGCUUCUGAUUCCAUUGCUCUGAUUCAUUUGAAGCUCUUGAAUUUGAAUUUCAAGACAUCUGAUAAUAUAAUCGGCAAUUGCAAUGGUAAAUUGAUUGAUAACUUUGACAGGCAAACCUUGUCACGAUUAUUAAGCCAGAAAAUUGAUUCAUCCAUUAAUCAUUUAUUGUCCCUUCGUGAACGUAUUGACGAUACAUCAUCAAAAGUUUUUGUCACUGGAGAUCUAAACGCAGGAAAAUCUACGUUUUGUAAUGCAUUAUUGAGAAGGAAGUUGUUACCUGAGGACCAACAACCAUGUACCAAUGUGUUUUGCGAAGUAAUAGACUCCUCAGUAAAUAAUGGCAUUGAGGAAGUUCAUGCAAUACCACUUUCAAUUUUAUCUCAAAGAUCGAAUUUAUCUCAAACUUCAAAUUUGUCUUUAACAUUUUCUUCAAAGCCCUCUCCCUCAACUUACAACAUUAAAGACGAGUCGACUUACAAAAUCUUUUCAAUUCAUGACUUGCAUGAGUUGGUCCAAGAGUCAGACAAGUAUUCUUAUUUAAAGGUUUAUGUAAAUGAUAAUAGAAAUUUAGAUGAAUCGUUAUUAAGAAAUGGUGUUAUUGAUAUUGCUCUUAUUGAUGCUCCUGGUCUAAAUAUGGAUUCAUACCAAACGACUCAAGUAUUUUCCAGGCAGGAAGAAAUUGAUUUGGUUGUGUUUGUAGUUAAUGCUGAAAAUCAUUUUACUUUAUCGGCUAAAGAGUUUAUUACUGCUGCUGCAAGAGAUAAGAACUUUAUAUUUAUUGUGGUGAACAAAUUUGAUAAUAUCAGAGACAAAAAUAAGUGCAUAACAAAAAUAUUGGAUCAGGUUCAAAGAUUAAGUCCAGAUACUCAUAAAGAUGCAAGAGAUUUUGUUCACUUUGUUUCUUCCUCCCAAAUUCUUGAUCAUCAGAGUUCAACUGGUCAUUUCAAUAAUUACCCUAACCACGGAAAUGAUGCAAACAACAUUGACAUCAAUGAUGAUCCGAACUUUGAUCAUUUAGACUCAUCGCUAAGAAAGUUCAUUUUAGAAAAAAGAGCUUUAUCCAAAUUGGCUCCAGCUAAAAAUUAUCUUCUAAAAAUUUUAUCGGAUGUCGAAAGUUUGUCUCUACUAAAUGAAAAACUAUUUUUAAAAGAUAAAGAAUGCGCUUCAGAUAAACUAAGUCAAAUCAACCCAGUUUACGAAAGACUUUUAGCUAAUAGUGUCAGCUCAUUUGAUGAAAUUAACAAAUACAUUGAGAACGUCUCUUUUGAUAUCUAUAAGUUCUCAAAAACAACAAUAUCGGCAGCCAUUGCUGAGUUAUGUUUUGUUGAUAACGAUCAAAUUCCUUAUAAAGGUGUACAUUCUAUUUAUCAGUAUGCUUUAAAAACACAAGAUCUAAUGAUUUCCAAAGUCCUUGAAAGUGUGGAAAUUAGUGAAAACUAUGCGAAAAGAAAAACUUCUGAGGGUGUUGAAAAAAUUAAAAUUAUUGGAAAAUCGGCAUUGGAGAGGGAUGAUUUGAUGGAUGACAGGAUAUUCAGAAAUGAUUUUAUGUUUACCAAGAAAAGAGAUACUAUUGUAAGGAAUCUAAAUGAACCAAUAUCAUUGUUGGAUUUUUUUGAUCCUUCAUUUGAUCUGUUUUUGGGAUUUCUUGGUUUGAAAAAACAGGCUGAGAUUUCUAAUAGACCAUUGAAUCGUUUUGGUAUUCCAGAACCUAAUAAAGCAAAAUUCGACUGGAAGAGUUCAGUUUCUUUGAUUUUCCUUACUUCCUCCGCCAAAUUAUUUUUAACAAAGGAUCUAAUUCUCACUAAUUUACAUUCUUUGGGCAAUUUUUCAACUCUCUUCCAUUCAAAAACUUCAGUUGGCUUAGUCUUAUUUUCCGUGGGAUUCUUAGGAGUGUGCUGGCUAAUUAAUGAUAUUCCAAACGCCUUUAAAAAUAAGUUCUCCAAAAAAUUAGCCCACUCAAUAAAUGACUUGGACUACGCAAAUACUAAUUCUAUGAGAAUCUCAAAGGAAUGCAGGCUAAUUUUGAACUAUCCAUUAAAAGAAAUAUCUGAAAAUUUUCAAACAGAGAUUAAAGAACAAAAUGAAAUGAAAGAGAAAGUUUUCCGAGAGUUAAAGGCUUUUGAAAUUGGUUUAGGAACUUAUAAAAAGUUA